AAAGCCAUUGCGCAUAAUCGACGCAACCGCAAACGGACAAAUUAGGAAACAACAUGGCCGAUUGACACUUUCUGUCACUCACCAUUAUCGACUCGUUUUUAGACAAAUUUAACAUAAUUUAAUAAAAGUACCCACCUAUAACUGUUAAAUUUACAACAACACAGAUUAACAAAUUAAUUUAAAAAAUUCUGUUAUUAAUAUAAGUAUCAACAUUGUACUGAUUAGUGAAAUUGAAACCUGUUUUCGGAGUUGUAAAAUUUAGAUUGUACCUUAAACGAACGUCUAUGGACCAUUAUUCACCCAUCAAGUUGGAUGCCGAAAAAGUUAAAUAAAAGAGUUUGUGAGCAAAUUAGAAGGUUUCGACACUAAAAAGAUGAGUGGUUCUAUUAAAAUGUAUCGAACGACACAAAUUGUGAAGCACGAUUUACCGGUAAAACUGCCUAAAUGCAUGUAUACUUUAAAAAAUAUCCACUCAAGAGACACCAAAGGAAUGGUUGCCGAGUCUACCGAUCACGUUUCCACAUUGAACAAGAAUUCAUCGAUUUUCGACCAGGUUAAACAGUUUUUAAAGAAUAAUCAACACAUUUCUGGCAUGGCAGACUUGGUGGCCAAACAAGAAGAUAUCCUAAAACAACUUGGUGAUCUUAAAAAGCAAAUUCAAUCUAUUAAAUUGGAUCUCAAAAUUAGUCCAACAAAUGCAGUCAAACCACAAAAUUCAUUUUCAACAGCUUCAACACAAAGGCUUACUGGCGAUCUUCCUGAUUUAGUGGUAAAUGCAAAUCCUACACAUCCACCGUUUUCUCUAGAAAUUCUCCAAAAACUUCUCCAAGACUCAAUAAAUUUUAAUGUUACUUGCUAUCUGCAUUCAUCAGUCUCAAAAUUGACAGAUAAUGCACAAAAAUUGGAACAAUCUUUACUUAGUCAUAAAGAGAAAUCUGGGAUACCCAAAAUUAAUAUCAGGCUGAUUUGGAAAAAUGUUAGUGUCGACACAGAAUUCAUAGUAUCCCACAGUCCAAUCCAAGGAGAAGUAAAUCUUUUAAGGUACUUAACCAGGGCGAUCCCAUGUCAACUAUCUUACGAUUCGUACUUCGAUUGCAUAGAAAUCGACUCCAUCUUAGACAUUUGUUACCUAAUAGUACGGGCAAAGACGAAAACAGAACGUGCAGGUCAUCUAGUAACUCUCAACAAAUAUUUGGGGAAAUCACAAUGGCUAGGAGGAAGGAAAACGCUGGGCGUGGCCGAUGUUGCUGCUUACUCUUCUUUGAAACAAGCUGCCAGUAGUAACGAAAUUAAUUCCAAUUUAACAAAAUGGUACCAGAGAUGUGAAACUGUUGCAUAAAUUUUUUAAUAUUUUAUUUUUACCAAACUUUUUUAUUGCUUUUUAUUCGAUUGGAAAUACUGCGAACUAAAAUUUUAUCUAUAUAAUAAAAUAUUUUUAUUUCA
This is a messenger RNA of Psylliodes chrysocephalus, 1443 nucleotides long. The record is from the annotation of a GenBank genome assembly. NCBI's taxonomy places the organism in Eukaryota, Metazoa, Arthropoda, Insecta, Coleoptera, Chrysomelidae.